AUGCCUUCGCGCUCUCGCCCUCCUCCCGAGGUCGAGGAAGACUCGGGGCUUCGCAGCCUCUCCUUCAACCAACCCCUCUCAUGGCGCGUGGGGCGCGCCGCCAUUCCCAUCGCGGAUCUCCUCGAGCGCCUCCAGACGCUCGCGCAGGAGCUUCGUAAACUCGACCAGGAAGAAAUUGAUAAGGAAUCACUUCGGAAGGUCUCGCAGGAACUUGCUAGUGGAAACCUGCUCGCUCAUAAAGACAAGGGUGUGCGGGCCUGGGCUACGUGCUGCAUCAUUGAUGUCUUGCGAUUAUGCGCCCCAGACGCGCCGUUUACGCGCAACCAGCUCAAGGAUAUCUUCACUUGCAUCGUGUCCUCGAUAAUCCCCGCGCUGGCCGACCCAUCUAACGCCUACAAUGCACAGCACAUCUACGUUCUGGGAUCGCUCGCCGAAGUGAAGAGCGUGGUUUUGAUGGUCGACCUGGAUCACCCGGACUCACUCAUCGUACCAUUGUUCACUGGUUGUUUCGACAUUGUUUCAGGGUCCGCAAAGGCCUCCACCGGUGAGGAGGUCGCCAAGAAUGUCGAAUUCGAUAUGACCAGAGUACUUGUCACAGUUAUCGACGAAUCGAUUGUUCUGGCACCGGAGGUAGUUGAUAUUAUUGUCGCACAAUUUUUACGGGUCGACCCACGAGUCAUGGACACCUCGAACAAGAAAGGAAAGCGUCCAGAUGCACAGGUUGACUCUAAGCAGGAUACUCUUCUGCUGAAAGAUUAUCCCGCCGCCUACAAUAUGGCAAAGGCUAUCUGUCAGGCUUGCCCUGAAAGAAUGACCAGUCACAUCAGCCAGUACUUCAACAACGUUAUCAUCGAUGCGUCUGUGCCAGCUGGUCAGACAAACGGUUCCAAAAAUGGUGCCCGGAAACCCAAUCUUGACGAUUCUGAUGAGGAGGGAGAAGACAUUAAAGAAUUGAGCAAAGCUCACCGUCUGAUUCGCGAGCUCUGGCGUGCCUGUCCUGAAGUUCUGCAGAAUGUGAUCCCCCAAAUCGAAGCAGAACUAUCUGCGGAAUCCGUUUCCCUUCGAUUGUUGGCUACGCAGACAAUUGGAGACCUCUCAGCAGGAAUUGGAGUUGCAGGACCCCCUCCCUCACCCCCCAUGGACCCUGCUGCAUACCCACCUGUGACUCUGGUAGACUAUGAUAAGACGAUCCCUCAACCCAACGUUCUAUUAACUCCAGUCUCCCCAAAGCCUUUCUCUCAGGUUCAUACCUCGGCAUACGAAGCAUUUCUCAGUCGUCGCCUUGACAAGACCCCGUCAGUCCGCGCUGCCUGGGCCACAGUUGUGGGACGGAUCCUCCUGACAUCUGCUGGUGGAUCAGGACUUCACGAGAACGAAGAACAGAACCUCGUCCGGCACCUUGCCUCGAUGCUCCGCGAUGUGGAUGAAAAGGUUCGUGUGGCUGCAGUAGAUACUGUUGGGCAGUUCGGCCUAUCUCAAAUUGUUCACAAACUGGGAGUGGAUGGUGGCUGUUCUAUGCCGGACUCGCUUCUUGCAAUUCUUGCUGAACGAGUCAAGGACCGCAAGCCCCAUGUUCGUGAGCAUGCCAUGAAGAUUCUGGCUCGGAUGUGGGCUGUGGCCGCUGGAGAUAUCGAGCAGAAUACCGAACCCGUCGUUUCCCUCCUCAAGGAUGCGCCGUCCAAGAUAUUUGAUGCAUUCUACACGAAUGACCAAGAGAUUCAUGUCCUGAUUGACCGCGUGCUGUUUGAGACACUUUUGCCUCUUUCAUAUCCACCCAUCAAGGCGAAGCUGUCUCGUGGAAAUUCAAACCAAUCACAAAAGCAAAAGGAUAUCCAGGCCUCGGAACCUGGACAAGAAACGGAUGUUGAUAAGGUUCGUGUUCGUCGAAUCCUCACCUUGCUCCGUGGCCUAGACGAGAAGGCUAGGCGAGUAUUCUUCGUCAUGUUGGCACGUCAAUUGUCGAUGAGGUCGGCUGUGACACUCUACCUAGAGGCCUGUGAGAAGUACAAUGGCGGUGUCUUUGACAAGGACGAAGAUCAAAUCAAGGCCCAGCUCUCGAAGAUUGUGGAUUCAUUAUCCAAGACCUUCCCUGAUGCUGCACGCGCAUCAGCGGAUCUCUGGAAGUUCGCCAAGGUGCACGAUCGUCGCAGCUACCAGUUGAUUCGCUUCACUAUGGCUGCCGUGAGUGAUUAUCGUACUGUUGUCAAGGCUACAAAAGAGCUGCAGCGCCGUGUACAGACUGCUAACAACUCGCCCUUGCUUGAAACAUUGAAUCCUCUUGUAUACCGAUGUGGAUCCUUCAUUUUCAACCGCAGCCAUAUUCCCGCCAUUAUGAGCCUUUCCCGAACCGAUGAGAAUGGACUAGCCAAUGCUGCUCAGGAGAUGUUGAAACAAAUCUCCUCUCAAAAUCCAGAGGUCUUGGAGGCUCAGGUACAAGAAAUGUGCAAAGACCUUGAAGCUCAGGCUCCUGCGGCUUCUUCGUCUGGUGAUGCCAAUGCCGAGGAUAUUUUGAAAGCAUGUUCGGGAUUCGCUAAGAAGCUUCCUGCCAAACUUCCCAAGGAACGCAAGUUCUUCCAAGCUCUUACAAACUACGCCCUUUACAGCACAUCUCCACACGCAGCAAAGCAUGCUGUCUCGAUUUUGAUGGCUACCGCUGACAAAAAGGAGAUGUAUGCCAAAGACCUUGUACAUAAGUGUGUCAAGAAGUGGACAUAUGGGUCUGAUCGAUUCCUCACUCGCCUGGCCGCCUUGUCGCAGCUCAGCCUUCUCGCGCCAAGAGAGGCAGACGAGGAAAGCGAUGCAAUCAUUGCCAUUGCUAUCAACCAAAUCCUGCUCACCAACCGCAACCCUGAACCAGAGUCCGGAUACACUUGGUCAGAGACUGUGGAUGAUGAGACAAAUGCUAAAGAGUGGGCUCUAAAAAUCAUUGUCAACCGCCUUCGGGCUAAGGACGGGGCUGACAAUGAAGCGGACUUCCGCGCCCAUGCCAAGCCUGUUUAUGAGACAUUGAACAAACUUAUUGCUGGCGAGGGCGAGAUCUCUAAGAAGAAAGAUACUCCUGCCGGCCAGAAAUCCCGUCUUCGUCUCCUCGCAGCAAAGUCUGUGCUCAAACUAUGUGCUUCCAGCACCGUCUGCGACAGUCUUUUGACACCUAUCGACUUCAAUUCAGUCGCUUUAGUUGCCCAAGAUCCACUAUUGCAAGUGCGUAGUGGAUUCGUCAACCAUCUGAAGAAGAAACUUGUGCAGAAAUCCCAUCUGAGUCACAGAUGGUAUAUUGUGCCCUGUUUACUUGCCUUUGAGCCCGUUCACAGUCUGAAAGAGAGCACACUCACAUGGCUACGCUCUCGUGCAGCAUACUUUGCUCAGCAGGCUCAAGCCAGUGGAAAGCGGACAGAACAGACGAUGGUAAUGGAACUCAUCUUCUCGCGCCUCCUGUCUCUUCUCGCCUACCACCCCGAUUACCCGUCUGAGGAUUUGGAUGAAUCCACAAAGCUGGGUGACUUGACCGACUUCUCUCAGUACAUCCUUUACUACUUGUCCGCAGUGGCCAACGAGCAGAACAUGUCUUUGAUUUACCACGUCGGACAGCGUGUCAAGCAAUUCCGCGAUGGCAUCACUAAAUCCGACGAAAUCUCUACCCGCCUUCAUACACUCUCUGACCUGGCACAAGCAACCAUCCGCCGUUUCGCCGAUGUGUACUCUCAGCAGCACAAAUUUGGCGGUGCCGCCGGCGCAACCAACAUCUUGCAAACAUACCCAGGAAAGAUGGGUGUUCCCAGCUCUCUAUUCGCGUCCAUGAGUGGCCACCGCGAGGCUCAGGAUGUCGCCGACAAGAACUUCCUUCCUGAUGAGUUGGAUGAUAUGCUGGACCGUGUCGUUCGCAAUGCCAUGAAGCCCAGAAACUCCUCUCAAGUCGCACAAGGUGGAUCGAGCAAGAAGCGGAAGCCUUCUCUCGACACCAAUGGCAAGCCCUCCGCUGCCAAAAAGGCACGCAAGGAGAAACCAACUCGUCCACGUAAAUCCUCAUCCUCUGUUGGGACAUCCAAACCCAAGCGCAAGUCUAGAAAUGAGGACGGCUGGUCUUCCGAUGGAGGCGCUCAACAUUCCAUGCCUGCUUCUGCUCGCAGACGCAGCGUCAGAGGAACUGCCAAGCAGGAAAUCAGUUACAUUGACAAUGACAGCGAUGAAGAUGACGAGGAGAUGGCAACAUGGGAUAAGCCCGCAGAAGCCAAUGAUGAACAGGACGAUGAGGAAGAGGAAGAGGGAGAAGAGGAGGAACAAGAAGGAAGCGACGAUGAAGAAAUGCAAGAAGCAGACAACGACGAGAAGGUAGAUGAGGAAGAACCAGAGGCAGCCAGCGAGAAGGAACCAACCCCACCUCCCAUUCCUGCGAAGAAGCGCGGCGCAAGGACCUCUACAGCGAAGAGUCCCGUUGCAAAGAAGCCCGCUGCGACUACUUCCUCGACCUUGCCGACACGUCGCUCUUCUCGCCGCGGAUAA
This is a messenger RNA of Penicillium nucicola, 4500 nucleotides long. RefSeq names its product sister chromatid cohesion factor PDS5. Gene Ontology annotation, biological process: mitotic sister chromatid cohesion; DNA repair. The record is from RefSeq and is a predicted model, not a curated record. Gene Ontology annotation, cellular component: chromatin; nucleus. The coding region runs from base 1 to 4500 and encodes 1499 amino acids. The transcript is spliced from 2 exons. Lineage: Eukaryota; Fungi; Ascomycota; Eurotiomycetes; Eurotiales; Aspergillaceae.